UGGUCUCGCGUCCCCUAGUAUAUAUACUAGUAGAAGUUAGUUCAAAUACUCGUUCCAACUUCAACUUCAAGUUCAUGUUAUGUUCUUUUCUUGAGAUUCUAAGUCUUUCUGUUUAACGCCGCUCAAUGAUGCGUGGUUUUGGUGUUGGGUUUCUGUUGGUUUUGUGCUUUUCUGCGAGUUUUGGUUAUGGCAAUGCCAAAACUGUAGAGGUUGUUGGAUUUGGAGAAUGUGCUGACUGUAAGGAGAUUAAUAUCAAGCCAAGCCAAGCAUUAUCAGGGUUAAAAGUGACCGUUGACUGCAAGCUUGAAGAUGGUACAUUCCAAACAAGAGGUGUUGGAAAGCUGAAUGAGGAAGGACAAUUCAAGGUAAAUCUUCCUCAAGAAAUCUUGAAAGAUGGGAAGUUGAGUGAAGAAUGCUAUGUGCAACUCCACAAUGCGGCAAAUGCACCUUGUGCGUUUCACAAUGGGUUAGAAGCCUCUAAAAUCACUUUCAUGUCCAAGUCAGACGAAAAACACACCUUUGGACCGACCGGACAACUCAAAUUCUCAUCGGCAAUUUGUGCUUCCGCCACCUUUUUGCCGCCAUUCCCUAAGUCCCACCCUUGGUUUAAAAAGUUUCACCACAUUUUCCCUCAUCCACCCAUUGUUCUCCCUCCGAUACCCUACAAAAAGCCAUGCCCGCCGCCAGAACCAAAACCCGAGCCGCCACCAGAGCCAAAGCCAGAGCCGCCACCAGAGCCAAAGCCAAAGCCGCCUCCAGAGCCCAAGCCUAAGCCACCAAAGCCAUCUCCUCCGAAAAUGAAGCCACCACCUAAACCAGAACCAAAGAAGCCAUGUCCUCCAAAAAUCAAGCCACCACCUAAGCCAGAACCAAAGAAGCCAUGUCCUCCAAAAAUCAAGCCACCACCUAAGCCAGAACCGAAGAAGCCAUGUCCCCCAAAACUCUUGCCACCACCUAUUCCAACUUACAAGCCACAUCCGAAAAUAUUGACACCACCCAUUCCAACUUACAAGCCACAUCCGAAAAUCUUGCCACCAAUCCCAGAUUAUAAGCCGCAUCCGAAAAUCUUGCCACCAAUCCCAGUUUAUAAGCCGCAUCCGAAAAUCUUGCCACCAUUCCCACCAGUCUAUAAAAAACCACCAUGCCCACCACUUUCACUCCCUAAGCUUCCUCCUCUGCCCACCCUUCCUCCAAAAUUUAAACAUCAUCCACUCAUACCCGCGCCACCACACCCUUAAACAUUCCAUCGCGUGUAGGCUUAUUCGAGUACUUGUUAAUGUUUUAUGAAUGUAAUAAAGAUUUGAAAGAAGAUGAUGCUUGUAGAUAGAUGUGUCGCAAUUCGCCAAGGAAGAUAGGUUGCGAUCAUUUGUUUAUGAUUUCAAGAUUUGGUUUGUAGAUGUUCAAGGUUUGAUAUGUUUUUUGUGGCUACUUGAACUGUAUUAUUUGUUGUCAUUAUGAUUAUAAUUAUAGUUGCAUGUACUUGUUGUAAUAAAAGAAGUUAAUGUUGUUCUGUAAGUCAUCAAUGGCGGGUUUCUUGUAUUUA
Helianthus annuus (common sunflower) is the source of this 1543-nucleotide messenger RNA. RefSeq names its product proline-rich protein 4. Bases 126 to 1238 code for a protein of 370 amino acids. Lineage: Eukaryota; Viridiplantae; Streptophyta; Magnoliopsida; Asterales; Asteraceae. The record is from RefSeq and is a predicted model, not a curated record. The transcript has 2 exons.